AUGCAGUACAUCCCGCUUGCAGCCGGUAUCCUUGGCAUGGUGAGUUUCACCCGGCCCCAGGAUAGCCUGCUGUCAAUGCUCAACUUCCUGCAAGAUGGCGGCGAACGGAUGACGCAUGAGCUGCCCAGUCAGCGGAUCGUGCGCCCGGAGUACGAUUUCGUAAUCGUCGGUGCCGGUUCUGCCGGUAGCGUUUUGGCAAAUCGACUCAGUGAGGUGCCUGAUUGGCGUGUGUUAUUGAUUGAAGCCGGACCUGGAGAGAACCUUCUGAUGGACAUCCCGAUGGCGGCGCAUUAUCUGCAGAACUUUAACAUCAAUUGGGACUAUCGCACGAAGCCGAGUGACCAGUAUUGCUUGGCAUUCAAGAACAACCAGUGUCGGUUCCCUCGGGGCAAAGUGAUGGGUGGUUCGAGCGUGCUCAAUUACAUGAUCUACACGCGUGGUAAUCGUCGGGACUUUGACGCCUGGGCUGCCAACGGAAACCCUGGAUGGUCGUAUGAGGAAGUACUUCCAUACUUUAAGAAACUCGAAAGGAGCGUCGUACCUGACGCGCAUCCAGAAUACGCCGGUCGAAGCGGACCAGUGACGAUCUCGUACCCUAACUUUCGAUCAGACGUAGCACAGGCAUUUGUGAAGGCGGCGAUAGAAGAAGGAGCUCCGUAUGUCGACUAUAACGGACCGAGCCAGAUCGGCAUCUCGUACAUCCAGAGUACAACAAAGAACGGCAAGCGGGACAGCACGAAUGCGGCGUACUUGUACGAAUUGCAUAACCGCACUAACUUGCACGUCAAGAAGAAUGCCCAGGUGACGCGGAUCGCGAUCGAUCGAACUACUGGCCAGGCGACCGGUGUUCGCUUCUACCAUGCCGGACGAUACUACAAAGUUCGAGCACGCCGUGAAGUGAUCGUUUCGGCUGGUGCGAUCGGUUCACCACAUCUUCUGAUGUUGUCAGGAAUCGGACCAGCAGGACACCUGCGAACAAACGGUAUCAAGCCGAUCGUUGAUCUUCCAGUGGGACUCAAUUUUCAGGAUCACACCGCCGCCGGAGGCAUCACAUUUUUGGUGAACAACACGCAGACACUCACGUUCAACAAUGUACUUCGACUUGACAAUUUUAUGAAGUAUCAGUACGAGAAACGCGGCCCGCUUACGUCUAUAGGAGGAUGUGAAACGAUCGCAUUCUAUGAUUCAGAACGUCCGGGUGACCGGAACGGUUGGCCAGACUACGAACUGCUGCAGAUCGGUGGUACGAUUGCAGCCGAUCCGACUUACGAGGUGAACUUCAAUUACAAACCGAGCACCUUCCAAAGCCUGUAUGGCGAGAUGCGUCGCAGGAACUACCAUGGGUACACUGUGUUCCCGCUGAUCCUGCGACCUCGCAGCAAAGGCCGGAUCUCGCUGAAUAGCUCGAACCCUUUCCGGUAUCCGAUCAUCGAACCGAACUAUUUCACCGAUCCGUACGAUCUGGAGAUCUCGGUGCGUGCCAUCCGAAAAGCGAUCGAGCUUAGUAGGACGGUCGCGAUGCAGCGAUACAACGCACGCCUCCUCGAGACUCCAAUGCCCGGUUGCGAGCAGUUCCGGUACGAUUCUGAUGACUACUGGAAGUGCUUCUCGCGGCAUGCCACCUUCACGAUCUACCAUCACGUGGGUACGUGCAAAAUGGGCCCUCGCAAAGAUCCCACCGCUGUCGUGGACGCGCGAUUGCGAGUUCACGGCAUCAAGGGGUUACGCGUUAUCGACGCCAGCAUAAUGCCGGAUGUUCCGGCGGGCCACACCAACGCGCCUACGAUCAUGAUCGCGGAAAAAGGUGCGGAUAUGAUUAAGGAGGACUGGAACGAACUCAACUAGAUAAUGUGUUAAGGAGGAAAAAGCGGACAAGCCCAAAAAAGAAGCAGUGUUCCGUGCGUUUUACGGAUAGCCCAUUCCUAUAACAGAUCUCUUCCAGAGAAAGCAAUGACUAUUUAUACUAUUUAUAAUGUUUAGUAGAACAUCGUGAUAUGU
This is a messenger RNA of Anopheles nili, 1998 nucleotides long. Its product is annotated as glucose dehydrogenase [FAD, quinone]-like. Bases 1 to 1845 code for a protein of 614 amino acids. NCBI's taxonomy places the organism in Eukaryota, Metazoa, Arthropoda, Insecta, Diptera, Culicidae. The record is from RefSeq and is a predicted model, not a curated record. Gene Ontology annotation, molecular function: flavin adenine dinucleotide binding; oxidoreductase activity, acting on CH-OH group of donors. The transcript has a single exon.